Frankliniella occidentalis (western flower thrips) is the source of this 1545-nucleotide messenger RNA. RefSeq names its product 26S proteasome non-ATPase regulatory subunit 4 (gene Rpn10). Gene Ontology annotation, molecular function: polyubiquitin modification-dependent protein binding. Gene Ontology annotation, cellular component: proteasome regulatory particle, base subcomplex; cytosol; nucleus. Lineage: Eukaryota; Metazoa; Arthropoda; Insecta; Thysanoptera; Thripidae. The transcript has 9 exons. The record is from RefSeq and is a predicted model, not a curated record. Gene Ontology annotation, biological process: proteasome-mediated ubiquitin-dependent protein catabolic process. Bases 130 to 1272 code for a protein of 380 amino acids.
UGUCAUUCUGAUUCGUCAUUAGCUUCCGCGAUAAUUCUCAUACUGUGUAGAACUAGGGCAGGAAGAAUACAGGAGAGAGUUGCGAGUACUGACAGUUCUUGAAGAUCCGUGAAGCAUUCGUUUUUCACCAUGGUGCUGGAAAGUACUAUGAUAUGUGUCGACAACAGUGACUUUAUGAGGAACGGCGACUUCCUCCCAACUCGUCUGCAGGCUCAACAAGACGCUGUAAAUCUUGUAUGUCAUUCAAAAACUAGAGCUAACCCCGAAAACAAUGUUGGUUUGCUGACUUUGGCCAAUGUGGAAGUAUUGGCCACUUUGACAUCAGAUGUAGGACGAAUUCUUUCUAAGCUGCAUCAAGUUCAGCCUAAUGGAAACAUGAACUUAUUGACUGGUAUUCGCAUUGCUCACUUGGCUCUUAAGCAUCGCCAGGGAAAGAACCACAAGAUGCGCAUUGUUGUCUUUGUUGGAAGCCCAAUUACCGCUGAUGAGAGAGACUUGGUUAAAUUAGCAAAACGUUUGAAGAAAGAGAAAGUUAAUGUAGACCUUGUAAGCUUUGGAGAAGAAUUAUCUAACAAUGACAUGCUGACAACAUUUAUUAACACCCUUAAUGGUAAGGAUGGUGCAGGAAGUCACCUUGUCAGUGUUCCCCCUGGUCCUCAUCUCUCUGACGCUCUCAUCUCCUCUCCUGUGAUUCAGGGUGAGGAUGGAACUGGUGCAGCUGGUCUUGGUGGCGCUGGUUUUGAAUUUGGAGUGGAUCCCAAUGAAGACCCAGAACUUGCAUUGGCUCUACGUGUUUCCAUGGAAGAGCAACGUCAAAGACAGGAGGCUGAGACUCGCAGGGCUAUGGCUGCAUCUGAAGGAUCAACCCCUGUGCCUACAACUAUUAAGGAGGUUCCAAAUGAGGAGGCAAUGCUUGAGCAAGCUCUGGCCAUGUCCAUGGAAGUAGAUGAGAAUGCACCAGCUCAGCCAGACAUUGCAAGCAUGACUGAAGAGGAGCAGAUUGCUUUUGCCAUGCAGAUGUCAAUGCAGGAAGCAAAAGAACAAGCUGAGGCCGGUGCUGAGCCCAGUGGCAAACCUAAGCAGUCAGAAACCCCAAUGGAGGUGGAUGGGGAUGAAGACUUAACUGAAGUUAUGAAUGACCCAGCCUUUUUGCAGAGUGUGUUGGAAAACCUUCCUGGUGUGGACCCUCAGAGUGAAGCUGUCCGCCAGGCUGUAGGUUCACUCUCUAAGGAUAAGGAAAAGCAGGAGAAAGAUAAGAAAGAGAAGAAAUAAAUUAGGUAUUUUAUUCUACAAAUUCUUCUAUCAAAGUGAAGAUUACUAUAAUUUUUGGGUUACAGUAGCUUGAGAGAAUUGUUCACUGCAUUUUAACAACAGUAAAUAUUAGGUGUGACUUCCCUUUUCCGUUUAUUUCUUCAGUUGAAUUUUACAAAACUUUUGUACCAGUCCUUGAUAAACAUCUCUCUGGACUACUCAUUUUGAUAAUGUAAAAUUACAGCUUUUCGAAGUCAAAGAUAAAUAAAUUACUUUGGCUACUAAAACUGAUCA